CAGAGUCAAAACAGCCACAGCGAGGAGAAGCGGGAGGGGGGAAAUCCACAUCAACAGUUCUCAUUUUUUAAUCUGUAGCGAUGAACCAGCGCCUAAAUAAUAUGACAUAAAAACGCUUCAACUUUCGCUUUUUAUCCAUCCUUUUUAUUCGUCUUUUACCACCUUUUUUUUUUUGAACAGGUGAUAUUGUCUCGCUCACCUUUCACACUGCUGGCACACACGGGCACUGGCUCUGCUUGGGCACUUUGUUGCGGUCAUCCAUCUGCACAGGCGGCUGCAGCUUGUUGGUAAACACGACUCGGAUCCCGCCGGCAAGGACUCCCUCUGGCGCAUUGAUGCACCCGUUUCAGUGGUGUAACGGGUGCUUCUGUGGUCUGGGACUGGUUUACGCCAAUAAGUCGUGCACCAUGCCACCCAUUACCUUCCAGGACCUGCCUCUGAACAUCUACAUGGUCAUCUUUGGAACAGGCAUAUUUGUCUUCAUCUUGAGCCUCAUCUUCUGCUGCUACUUCAUCAGCAAACUACGACACCAAGCCCAGAGUGAGCGGUUUGGAUACAGAGAAGUAGUUUUAAAAGGAGAUCCAAAAAAGUUGAAUCUUCAUGGGCAGACAUGCGCUGUGUGUCUGGAGGACUUCAAAGUGAAAGACGAGCUGGGAGUGUUGCCAUGCCAACAUGCUUUCCACAGGAGAUGUCUGGUAAAGUGGCUGGAGGUUCGCUGCGUCUGCCCCAUGUGCAACAAACCCAUAGCCGGCCCCCCUGAGCAGCACCACAGCAUAGGGACUCUGCUGGAUGAACUGGUGUAACCUCUCAACACCUACCAGUCUGGGUGGGACACUGGAGCCCGGCCAAACCAGCUGGUAUAAGUUAGUGACCAACAGGGAGAGGGACACUGUUUUGCAGUUAAAACAUCGCAAAACACCAACAUGAUGAUAGUAAGUUGGGGUAACCUAGUUACCACCCAGAGGAAGACUCUGAAGAUGCUGUUUCCUAGCAACCAUCUCCGAGAUGGCAACACGACACCUUGUGGUGUCUGAGAGAUUAUCUCCAGCCACCCACACAUCACUCCACCACUCUCCUUUCAACAUCCCCCUCUCCACCCGACCCGUCACAUCUUCUCUUGUUGCCUCGAGUGAGGUUAAUGGCACCACUGAAGUGGAGGAGACACAGUUGCAUUUUUCACAGAGAUGUGGACAAAUGAGUGUUGAAGGAUGAAAGCGCUGGGUAGGAGGCGCUGAUCCCCUCUGAGCAUGUGCGGGUGCUGUAUGUCACGGUGGGUACUGAUACAAAAAAAAUAUCAAUAGUGGCUGUGGUUAUCAAAACUCCUGAGGAAAAUGGAUCUUGAAUUCUUUCAGACAAGGAGCUGUGAGACAAGGCCACAGACAAAUUGAUAUUUUUUGCUCAACAUCCCUGGCAAUAGCACAAGGACAUGUUAACAGAAGUUACACUGCUAACAAUACAGCAAAUUCUUAGAGUUUAUAAAAAAGAUUCAGUAGAGAAAGGGUUUAACAAAGGCCAGGAGAGAAUAAUAAAAUAAUACUGUAGACAGGGCUGAAGUUACACUGGGGAAAAAAUAAUGGAAAAGGUGGAAUAUCUCAUCAGUACCUAAAUUAUUCAUAUUACCCAGAAGAAGUGGCUCAAGCUGUGGCCAACUUGUAGCAAAUUAAUCAGUGUUUUCAUCAAAUCUUUUUCUUAAAACUGAUCUUUUGCUGAUACUGAGUGUAAAAUCCAAACAGGUGCCCACAUCUACAGUAAUAUCAUGUAUGUUCUACAUACUGUACAUGCUCCAGUUGUGUUUUUUUAUGCGGGGAUGUUUUAUUGUUCAGACUUGGUUUUAUUGUGUUAAUAUAAAUGGAAGGAACUGACUCCUCCUGCCUCUCACUGUAACAGUUUGGUUCUUUGUUGGAAUAUGUGUUUUUUGGGGUUUCUUUUUUUUUUUUUUUUUAGAUAUUACACUUUGAAUUCACAAAAAAAAAAAAAAAAAGUUUCCAUGCCUCUGUCCUUAUAAAAAAUGUCAGAUUAAGGCUUGAAUGCAGCACAGCACAUCCCUUGUCUUCAGGUGUGGUGAAUGUUUUAUAAAAGUCUAUGAAGUAUCAGAAAUGCUGCUUCAUCUGGAGACAAGGGAAGCAGCAGUACAGACCCGCGGUGUUGUUCUGUGAAUUCACCUGGGAAGCAACUAAAUCUCACUUUCACACACAGCAUUUUUGAGGCAUUAUUUCUGGUGAUUUUAUUAUACAUUCCUGGGUUGUAGUUUUUUAUGUUGUUGUUAUUUACAGUGAUUCAGAAAGCAAAACACUGCCUAAAUUGAGCACAAACCUCACAAAGCACAUUGUCUUGAUACAGUAAGGCACCUGCACUGAGCACACACCCACACACCCACACACACACACACACACACACACAAACAAUUGAGGCUGUUGAAUUCACAUCCACGUGCCAAGAAAAGAAAAAAAAAUGUCCUGCUGCAUUUUCAGCACAUGCAGGAGAAAUGUUCACUCUGGUCACAUUCCACAUUUUGUAAUCCAACAGAUGUAAAUAACUUGAG
Molecule: messenger RNA, 2542 nt
Organism: Toxotes jaculatrix (banded archerfish)
Lineage: Eukaryota; Metazoa; Chordata; Actinopteri; Toxotidae
Gene: rnf122
Product: ring finger protein 122
Exons: 6
Coding region: 336-803 (155 amino acids)
Source: RefSeq, a predicted model, not a curated record